Triticum dicoccoides is the source of this 1302-nucleotide messenger RNA. Its product is annotated as chlorophyll(ide) b reductase NOL, chloroplastic-like. The record is from RefSeq and is a predicted model, not a curated record. The transcript is spliced from 12 exons. Gene Ontology annotation, molecular function: chlorophyll(ide) b reductase activity. Gene Ontology annotation, biological process: chlorophyll catabolic process; PSII associated light-harvesting complex II catabolic process. Bases 110 to 1069 code for a protein of 319 amino acids. Lineage: Eukaryota; Viridiplantae; Streptophyta; Magnoliopsida; Poales; Poaceae.
UCUCCCCGGCUCGUUAUCUCGGCGAGCAGAGCACCGCAGCGCGCACACGCGUCGCCCGCCCGCUUGCUUGCUCGUCCGGGCGCUUCCUCCGUCUCCUCCGGAAUCCCGGAUGGCCACCGUCGCCGCCUCUCUCCCGCUCCGGGCCGCCGCCCGCGCGGGCCCGGCGCCGCCCCGCGCACCACCCUCCGACGCAGCCUUCUUCCCCGGCCGCCCGUGGCAGCGCCGGCUGGCGGCGAGGGGCCGGCCCUGGGGAUCGGUGGGGUGGUUCCGGGCGGAGGCUCUUCCCGGCGGUGCCGGCGGACCGCCGCGGAGGGAGCCCAUGGCGCCUCCUUACAAUGUCCUCAUCACCGGUUCCACCAAAGGUAUAGGAUACGCGCUGGCAAGGAAGUUCCUCAAGGCUGGUGAUAAUGUUGUAAUAUGCUCAAGAUCAGCUGAAAGGGUAGACUCUGUAGCCAAUGACCUGAAAAAGGAAUUCGGAGAGCAACAUGUGGGACUGUCUGUGAUGUUAGAGAAGGCGCUUGUAGAUUUUGCGCGAGACAAGCUGGAGUAUAUUGAUAUUUGGAUCAACAAUGCCGGAUCAAAUGCAUAUAGUUACAAACCAUUGGUGGAAACCUCUGAUGAGGCUCUAAUUGAGGUGAUCACCACUAACACUCUUGGAUUGAUGCUAUGUUGUCGUGAGGCAAUAAAUAUGAUGUGGAACCAACCUCAAGGUGGUCACAUAUUUAACAUUGAUGAUGGAAGGCCAACCCCAAGGUUUGCAGCUUAUGGUGCAACGAAGAGAAGUGUGGUGCACCUUACAAAGUCUCUACAGGUAAAGCCUGGCAUGGUUACGACUGAUCUUCUUAUGUCUGGUGCUACCGCAAAGCAAGCAAAGUUUUUCAUCAAUAUAUUAGCUGAAACUGCUGAUGUGGUUGCGGAUUACCUUGUUCCAAACAUCAGAGAAAUCCCUACCAAGCAAUCCAUGAAGCCGACUUACAUUCGCUUUCUCACAGGCUUGAAAGCCUACUCCAGAAUAUUUUCAAGAAUUGCUUUUGGUGCUCGUAGGAACAAGUAUGUUGCCGAGGAUUAGUUUUCUUACUGCCAUCUUCCAACCCAGAAGAAACCUAGGGAUAUUCUUGUUAUCAUAUUUUAGAAGUCCAUUCUUUUCCUGUAAAAAUAGGAUGUAUCACUGAGGGCAUCUUGAGAACACAGCAAUGUACUCCUCAUAUAUACAAUACAUGUAAUUUGAUUACACCUCAUCAAAUUACAGUUCAUCUGGAUUAUUUAUGGACCUUAUGAUCUAGUUGCAUGUUGCAUUUUCAA